CAGCUGUUCAUAUGAAAGUUGGUAUUUUCAGAAUUAUUUUAUCGGCAAUACAAAUGUUCAUAUCAUAUGUUGUCUGAAGUGGAGAGACCUUUCCCAUCUAUCUUGACUUCACCUUUUCGUACCGUUUCCACCGUUAUUCAAGAUGGCCCAGUGGUUCCAGCUGCAGCAGCUAGACUCCAAGUACCUGGAGCAGGUGGACCAGCUGUAUGAUGAUACUUUCCCUAUGGAGAUCCGCCAGUACCUCAGUGCCUGGAUAGAGAGCCUUGACUGGGACAUGAUGGCCAACAGCGUUUCCCUUGCGACGGUCCGUUUCCAUGACCUCCUAGCCCAGUUGGACGAUCAGCACAGCCGCUUCGCCCUGGAGAACAACUUCCUGUUGCAACACAAUAUACGCAAGAUUAAACGCAACCUGCAGGACCACUUCCAGGAAGACCCUUUGCACAUGGCCAUGAUCAUCUGUAAUUGUCUGAAAGAGGAGAAGAAGAUCCUGGCCUCCAUCAUCAAAAAAGAGGAUAAUGUGGGGUCCACACCGAACAACAUGGUGUUGGAGAAACAGAAGGAGCUGGACAACAACGUUAAAGACCUGAGGAACCGAGUUCAGAGUGCAGAGAAUGAGAUUAAGUCACUGGAGGAACUACAGGAUGAACACGACUUUAAAAAGAAGACCCUGCAGAGCCAAGUGGAACAAGAGGUGAAUGGGAUGGCACAGUCACUUGCGGUACGGAAAGAGAUCCGUGAAGAGGAGAUGGUCAUCAGAGCGAUGUUCAUCAAACUCAACAUAACCAGAGAGGUGGUGGUGCAUCAGAUUGCUGACAUCCUGUGCUUGGCCGAGCAGAUCCAGUUCACCCUGGUGACAGUGGAGGUACCUGAGUGGAAGCACAGACAGCAGAUAGCUUGCAUCGGUGGUCCGCCUAACGCCUGUUUGGACCAGCUACAAAUCUGGUUCACUGCGGUGGCAGAGGGCUUACAGCAGGUGCGUCAGCAGCUGAAGAAGCUCCAGGAGCUGGAACAGAAGUACACGUACGAGAAUGACCCCAUCACUCAGGGCAAAAGCGCUCUGGAGGAACGCGCUCUCGCCCUGUUCAAGUACCUCAUUGUCAAUUCUAUUGUGGUAGAGAGACAGCCCUGUAUGCCCACUCACCCUCAAAGACCCAUGGUGCUGAAGACUGGGGUGCAGUUCACUGUCAAAAUCAGACUCCUGGUGAAGCUCCAGGAGUUCAACUACCAGCUCAAAGUCAAUGCUGUGUUUGACAAGGACGUCACUGAGAGGAACACAGUGAGAGGGGUCCGGAAAUUCAACAUCUUGGGAACCAACACUAAGGUUAUGAACAUGGAGGAGUCCAAUGGAAGCUUGGCAGCGGAAUUCAGACACCUGCAACUAAAGGAACAGAAAGUUACAGGCAACAGAUCAAAUGAGGGUCCUCUCAUAGUGACGGAGGAGCUCCACUCUAUUAGCUUUGAGACUCAACUCUGUCAGCCAGGACUCCAGGUCGAACUAGAGACAAUGUCCCUGCCCAUUGUGGUCAUCUCCAACAUUAGCCAGCUGCCCAGCGCCUGGGCCUCUGUCAUGUGGUACAACAUGCUGACGAGUGAGUCCAAGAAUCUGUCGUUCUUCCUGAGCCCUCCUCAGGCCACCUGGAGCCAGUUGUCAAAGGUGCUGAGCUGGCAGUUCUCCUCCGUAACCAAGCGAGGCCUCAAUGACGAGCAGCUGAGCAUGCUGGGAGACAAGCUCCUGGGUCGAGAGGCAGCGGGAAACCCUAAUGGGCUCAUCCCCUGGACCAAGUUCUGCAAGAAUGUGAAUGAGAAGAGCUUUCCAUUCUGGCUGUGGAUCGAGGGAAUACUGGACCUGAUCAAGAAACACCUGCUGUGUCUGUGGAAUGAUGGGUGUAUCAUGGGCUUCGUUAGUAAGGAGAGAGAGAAGGCCCUGCUGAAGGACAAGGAGCCUGGGACUUUCCUGCUGCGCUUCAGCGAGAGCAGCCGGGAGGGAGCCAUUACCUUCACCUGGGUCGAGGGCUCCAAUAACGACGUCCAUUUCCACUCGGUGGAGCCCUACACUAAGAAGGAGCUGGUCGCCGUCUCUUUCCCUGACAUCCUCCGCAACUACAAGGUGAUGGCUGCCGAGAACAUCCCUGAGAACCCACUGCUCUACCUCUACCCCAACAUCCCCAAAGACAGCGCCCUCACACGCUACUACAGCCGCCCCACAGAAGCUGUUGAGCCAAUGGAGUUGGAGAGUGCCUCUGAGGCUGGCUACAUUAAGACGGAGCUCAUCUCUGUGUCUGAAGUCCACCCCUCCAGACUACAGGACACCAUGCUGCCCAUGAGUCCUGAAGUGUAUGGAGAGCUGACCAGAAUUAUUAACCCUGCUGAGAUUGACAAUGUGAUGUGCACUCACUUCCCAAACUAAUCAGCCCUCUUCAGGUGGUGCCCAGGAAAACUUGUGUAAGCUACCGAGCCGAGUACUGAAGACACCCCACAAAAAGGAUGAAGUUUGCAAUAGAUUUGAAAACACAACCAAAACUGUACAUAUACAUGUAGUUCUACGUUAUCAUUUUAUGUACACGCAUGAGAUUUUGGGGCUUCGAGUCCAGCUGUUUGUAAUAAGGAAUGUCAUUCUAUGCUACUUGUAUGACAGGGUAAUAUUUUGUAUAUGCAUAUGUAAUGUGGAGAAAAAGAAAAUCAAAAAAGGAUGCAGAAAGCUGUUCUUCACUUUGUAAUAGAUCCCAUUUUGUAGUAACUUAUAAUAAGGUGAAAUGGUUAAGCUGUUCUGGGUCGUUCCACGAAAUGAGUGCCCUUUAAUAUUUUAGUCAAAUGUUGCACCAAUAUUGAAUUUAAAAAAACCUGUUAUAUUAAAUGAAGUGGCCUUUAAUAUAGACCACAUGGAGACUUCAAUAAAUCAGAUGUUUAAUAUGAAUAAAGGCUUGCUAAAGUUCCAACCCUGUGUCAAGAUUUUAACCCACUGAAUCCCAACAUUUCUCCAAGUUUCUCCAAGCCCUAGUUAUUUUGUUCCUUUGACAGUCAUUUCUGAAGAAUCGUUUUUUCAUGUGAAUAGUGAUUCAUUUGCGUCUGUCCCUCAUUUUAAUAAACAUAAACUGAACUCUAGUUUCAAUAUGGUGAAACUAUUCCUUUUGCAAUAUUGCUUUCAAAAGAAACAUUAAACAUCUAAUAGUCAAAUCACUGAGUAAACGCAGGUGCGCUGGGAUCUACUCUAUUUUUGUAAAUUUUCUGGUGAUUUGUGGUGGAAAACUUAGCAGGUCGAGCAUAACAUGUCAACCCUGUUAGCCAUAGAUAGGCUAGAAAUUAUUUAACAAUUAAAUUUUUGGGGUGAAGCUUGCAUACAAUUGCCACACCCUGUAGCACACAAGCUGCAAUUUCCCCUGUCACAAGGGGAUUCAUGGCUGAUUUAAGAAGAAAUCGUCAACCCUGGUACUUUAUUUGCCACUUAUAGUCUAUUUUUUUAUUUUUUUACCUCUUGAGAUGGGAAAACAUGUUUUAUGAAGUUGAACAUGUGCUCUUUAUGACAGAAUGUGAAAACUUUGUGCAAUCAAAUGUUUUCUUUGACCAAGUCACACAGAAUUUGUGGAACAACCCUUAUAUGCAAAGUUGACUGCCUGGACUUCAUUGUUUCAAUUGAGGAAAAAGAAGAGCUCUCUCACAUGCCUGAAAAGCUUUGCUUUAUUUAACCUUGUUUAUUAAAAUAUAUUUAUGUGUAUAUCCUGUGAUGUGUGCAAACCUGGUGGCCAACUACAAGAGACGUCUGACCUCUGUGACUGCCAACAAUGAUUUUGCCACCAA
Coregonus clupeaformis (lake whitefish) is the source of this 3795-nucleotide messenger RNA. RefSeq names its product signal transducer and activator of transcription 1b (gene stat1b). The coding region runs from base 143 to 2407 and encodes 754 amino acids. Gene Ontology annotation, biological process: regulation of cell population proliferation; cell surface receptor signaling pathway via JAK-STAT; response to peptide hormone. The transcript has 24 exons. Gene Ontology annotation, molecular function: DNA-binding transcription factor activity, RNA polymerase II-specific; RNA polymerase II cis-regulatory region sequence-specific DNA binding. The record is from RefSeq and is a predicted model, not a curated record. NCBI's taxonomy places the organism in Eukaryota, Metazoa, Chordata, Actinopteri, Salmoniformes, Salmonidae.